This is a messenger RNA of Ipomoea triloba (trilobed morning glory), 2233 nucleotides long. Its product is annotated as ninja-family protein mc410-like. The record is from RefSeq and is a predicted model, not a curated record. Bases 437 to 1843 code for a protein of 468 amino acids. The transcript has 3 exons. NCBI's taxonomy places the organism in Eukaryota, Viridiplantae, Streptophyta, Magnoliopsida, Solanales, Convolvulaceae. Gene Ontology annotation, cellular component: nucleus. Gene Ontology annotation, biological process: negative regulation of DNA-templated transcription; jasmonic acid mediated signaling pathway.
GUGCAUGCAAACCGCGUGCUACAGAGACACCCACACACAAAAUGGAAAACGGCUUUCAAACCCCAUUACUCCUCACCUCCUUUCUCACCUCACCCAUCACACAAUUCUCAACACUUCCAUAACUUAUAUUACUUCUCUGCUUCUUCUUCUUCUUCACCUUCACUAUCCCCAUCAGGUCUCCCUCUCUCCUCUUUCUUGCCUUUCCAACCUCUUCAAGUCUUUAACUUUAGCUUAAAUUCCUAAAUUUAAGUUACAAAUUCUGUUCUGGUUUCAAUGAUUGCGUUGAAUUGCUUUUGGGUUUUGUUAUUUGAAGAUAAUAUGCUCAUCGGAUUUUUUUACUAGUUAGUUAUAAAGAAAUCCGAGGAAACAGAGCUGUGAAAGUUGAUUGAGCUGAAGAGAUAUAUACAAUAUACUACAUUCUUUAUAUUAGUUUAUUAUGGAGGACGAAAAUGGUCUUGAUCUGAGCUUGGCCUUACCUUGUGGUGGAUGCCCAGCCUCGUGGAAAUCUAAGACUAGGAGGCCAAAUCUUGAUGGAAAUACAAAAAAUCUUGAUGGUAUUAGUCUUCAUGGUAGUGACCAGAUGAAAAACGAGGGGAGCUUCUUUAGCAACCUUUCCAGUAAAUCUGUCAACAUUGAUGCUUCGAGAAAGUUUGGGGGAUUCUGGACUGCAAAUGACAGUAGGCUUACUGAAGUUGAAGAAGAAAAGGCAACUGAAGUUGGCCAUAAACGUAAAAGCUUAUUUGGGAAGUCAGAAAGAGAUGCUCUUUAUGCUGAUUUGCUCGAGAAUACAAGAACAUCAAACAGUUCGAUUAACAGGAUUGCUGGCUCAACUGCGGGGGAGAACGAAGAUAUUGCCAAUAUUGAAGCUGAGGGUUCAACGUCGGGGCAAAUUUCACAUCAUGAUGAUAGGCUUGAUAGCUCCAAGCAAUGUGAUUCGGGUUAUGCAGAUUUAACCGGGAAAAGGAGGCUUAUCGUUUCUUCAGAUAAGGAAGCUAAAUUCGGGAACACUCAGUUUUCUGUUCCGUUCUUAGGCCAACCAGUAAACAUCUUAAACAUGCCUUACUUUGCACCUUUAAAAGAUUCUUCUAAUACUACUGGAACAGUUGGCGGGUCGAGUUUUCCAGUUCCCGGUAUAGUGCCAAUGAUGGCUGCCACAGGCACUGAGAGACCAGGAACCCGGUCUAUCAUACCUGCAAACAUGCCACCGAUGUUUGGAUAUUCUCCCGUGAUGUUGCCCUCAUUGGACAAGAAUAAUUCUUACGAUCCAAUUUCUCAUUUUCAACAUCAACAGUUUCACCAAUCUUAUACCAGAGGUCCUCUGAACAUAAAUAAGGACAACGAGAGCCUGAAGAUAUCCCAAGAUGUAGCUUCUCAAUCUUCCCAAUACAACGGGAAGGCAAUAGAACAAGUGAAAAGCAAUCAUGCCACGAAAGAAGGCUGUUCGUCGUCUUCUACGUAUGGGGAAGAAAACUCGAAAGGAAGCAACAUAAUUAUCUUCCCGGGAAAACGCCCGUCUGAGCAGCCUCAAACAGAUGGACUAUCGCCUUCUGAAUUCCCGCCUAUAAGGCUCGGGGCUGCUGCAGAUCUGAAAUUUGGAGGGUGCGGUUCCUCUCCAGACUUGCCCUGGGUUUCAACAACCGGUCCGAAUGGUAAAACAAUAUCGGGUGUCACAUACUGGUUUAGUCCUACUCAAAUCAAGAUUGUCUGUGCUUGCCACGGGCUACAUUUGUCCCCUGAUGAGUUUGUGCUUCAUGCCAGUGCCCCGAAAACCUCCCACGAGGUUGGAACCGGGGGCACGCCAUCGUUCCCGGGCAGCAAUUCUGCAGCCUCAGCCCAGAACUGAGCUCAGGGAGAACUGGGAAAUGAAGGUUUUCUACUUCAAACUAACCCACCCAGACAACACCUUUUUCUUCAUAUUACUAUGUAAAACUCUGCAUUUCUGUGCCCAGAUUCUUUAUCUCCUAUAAUCUAGCUAGUACCAGUAUCUGCAAUUGUAUAUGUAAUAUUUUUUUUUAAAAAUCAUGUCUAUUUGCAAAAUAAACCCUGAUGCAUUGAAUUGUGUAGUAGGAAUAAAGAGUUAUAAUCUGACUCAAAUACAUAGAGUACUAAAUUGUGUAGCAGGAAUAGAGAGUUAUAAUCUGACUCAAAUACAUAGAGUACUAAUAAGCAGGAAGCCCUCCUUUUGAAAAAGAAAAUAAGUAUGCAAUAUAUUUGGUCUGUUAUAUGGUUUUUG